GUUGCAGCAGUAGCUGUGCUGUGCAUUAUAGAUCCAGCCAAAGAGUUUGAAGCAGUGUUGUUGCCUGUCGGAUGUGUCUUCACUGGGAGCUGCAGCGUUGUCCCUCUCUUUACCCCCUCUGCGGGCCCUUUUCUCUUUUACUAUGGUAAUAGUGACAUUCAGCUGGAAAGGCUAGGAACAGACAUCAAAAGCCUAGACAGCGCUAGUGAUUUUUCCUUUUUUUAAGUCCCCUUGUGUCUACCCAGCAUUAAGCUCACAAUGCUGGACCUGAGACGUCGCAUGGAGCUGCACCUUACUUGUCCUACUGUUGGCUGGGUGGCAUAAGCGGAAUUUGCACGCUUGCCUUGAUGCCGAUAAUAUCUUCCCGGAGAUCUCUGGAUAAUAAACACUUGGACAGAAUUUUACUGCAAUAUCUGCAGCUCCUAGACAUUACCAUUCGACACUGCUUGUAUAUGGCAAAGUUUUUCGCAGAGCUUCUGGGCUGCACAUUGCGAGACAAGGGUGCGUCUCCUACGUUUGAGAUAAAGAGUCAGUCCCGUAUAAGCCUAAAUCAGAGCACCAAGAGGAAGACAACCAUAUUCAGCACCUUAACCGUUGAGAAGUCACUAUGCGAGACAAAACUGGCAAAUGUAUUUACUGAAUUUGGCCAUGUAAAUUUAAACCCAGGUGCCAAUCUUCUUCUGGAAAUGGGCAAUAAACUUUGCUCCUUGCCUAUGAAUCAUGUCUUCACAGGAUGA
This is a messenger RNA of Rana temporaria (common frog), 737 nucleotides long. RefSeq lists its product as uncharacterized. The record is from RefSeq and is a predicted model, not a curated record. Lineage: Eukaryota; Metazoa; Chordata; Amphibia; Anura; Ranidae. Bases 348 to 737 code for a protein of 129 amino acids. The transcript has 4 exons.